Messenger RNA from Gongylonema pulchrum, 975 nucleotides. Lineage: Eukaryota; Metazoa; Nematoda; Chromadorea; Rhabditida; Gongylonematidae. The record is from the annotation of a GenBank genome assembly.
AUGCGUUCAGGUGCAGGAUCUUUUCUUUGUGCUCCACGAGCAUGCAGUACUAAUCCAGCACAAGCGGACCAAGCACAUUUCCUGAAAGAUGAAGUAUUUGACAAUCACAUUCCACUGCAACCUCCUUCAGGGCCAACAACUUCAACGGGUCAUCUGCUGACGCCGUCAUCGACGCCUACGGCGCAGCGCAAAAAUCGACGGAUCUCCAAUUUGUUUAGACCAAAGGAUCAUGGUCACGAGGACAAGUCGCAUCGCUCGACAAUCGAUGUCAAUAUGGGUAUGGGCCGAACAAUCCCGGUGAAGCAGGGUCAUUUAUACAAACGAAGCAGCAAAACACUGAACAAGGAAUGGAAGAAGAAAUACGUCUGUCUUCACUCCGACGGCCGUCUUUCGUAUCACCAGACGCUGAAGGAAUACAUGGAAAAAGAUGCCAGUGGUAAAGAAGUUUUCUUGGGUUUGGCGACAGUUCGGGUUGCUGGACGUCAAAAGCCACGAAAUACUCACCGAACUCAAACUCAUGUGCUACCUGGUCGAGAUUUGCAUAACAAUAAAAAUGCAGGGACUAAGCAACGAGAAUCACUUGAUCCGCGACUGGCACUUAGCAUUGCGAGUGCUUGUGACGCAUCAACGGGCCAGGAUAACAAAGCAUUCACCGAUGAGCCAUGUACUAAUGGUGAAGCACCUGUGACAACUUCCGCGAGCAGCGCCAAAAAAAAGAAAGGCCACCGUCGGCUUGGAUCGGCUGUUAAAAAUGAUGAAGAAGAUGAUUGUGAGUUUGAAAUUGUAACCUGUGAUCAGAAGCGCUGGGAGUUUUCGGCAACAUCGCCGGAAGAGCGUGAUGAGUGGGUUGCUGCCAUCGAAGAGCUGAUUGGAAAAUCACUGCAAGCUCAGAUGAGCCAAAAGCAAAAUGGUCGCUUACAUGGGAACAAAACUGAGUCUCUUCCAUUAUUCCUACAGUCAUUCCUUCUGUACUAA